AUGCACCAAAGAAUUCACAUAGGGGAGAAGCCUUUACAAUGCUCAGUGUGUGGAAAGGGAUUCAAUGUGAUGGGCCGUCUUCAGAGCCACCAAAGAACCCACACAGAGGAGAAACCCUUCGAAUGUUCAGUGUGUGGAAAGAAAUUUGGUGACAGGGAGAAUCUUCAAGCGCAUCAGAGAACCCACACAGGAGAGAAAUCUUUUGAAUGCUCAUUGUGUAGAAGGAGAUUCAGCCAUAGUAAGAGUCUUCGGGCACAUCAAAGAAACCACACAGGGGAGAAACCUUUUGAAUGCUCAGUGUGUGGAAAGAGAUUUAGUCAGAGUGGCCAUCUUCAACGGCAUCAGAGAACUCACACAGGGGAGAAACCUUUUGAAUGUUCUGUGUGUGGAAAGAGAUUUGGUCAGAGCAGCCAUCUUCAAGAACAUCUGAAAACCCACACAGGGGAGAAACCUUUUGAAUGCUCCGUGUGUGGGAAGAGAUUUAUUCGCACUGGAGAGCUUCACUAUCAUCAGAGAACCCACACAGGAGAGAAACCUUUUGAAUGCUCAGAGUGUGGAAAGAGAUUUAGUCAGAGUAGCCAUCUUCAGUGUCAUCAGAGAACCCACACGGGGGAGAAACUGUUUGAAUGCUCAGACUGUAGAAAGAGAUUCAGAACAAAGGGGAAUCUUCAAGUGCAUCAAAGAAUGCACACAGGGGAGAAACCUUUUGAAUGCUUAGAAUGUGGAAAGAAA
Molecule: messenger RNA, 732 nt
Organism: Heteronotia binoei (common prickly gecko)
Lineage: Eukaryota; Metazoa; Chordata; Lepidosauria; Squamata; Gekkonidae
Product: zinc finger protein 180-like
Exons: 1
Biological process (GO): regulation of transcription by RNA polymerase II
Molecular function (GO): RNA polymerase II cis-regulatory region sequence-specific DNA binding; DNA-binding transcription factor activity
Source: RefSeq, a predicted model, not a curated record